Molecule: messenger RNA, 297 nt
Organism: Perkinsus marinus ATCC 50983
Lineage: Eukaryota; Perkinsozoa; Perkinsida; Perkinsidae
Exons: 3
Source: RefSeq, a predicted model, not a curated record
AUGAGCGGUGCCUCUUCCAUUCUUCUCUCUCCUAGUCGUCAACCUGUCGCCUCUCCAGGCAGCACUAUAAAGCAAAUAAGCGCCAACGCCCCCGUUUUCGAUGGCGCCGAAUCUCUCGAAUUGCCAGAGGCUGUGAUGCCAAUGCUCGAUGGUGUGGAGGAGAACUCUACCACGGCCUCGUCGAGUGAUACUACUAGGGAUGCCAGCGAGUCUUUCGUCAUUGGUGUGGCUGGUGCCUCAGCCGCUGGCAAGACCAGUCUUUGUGCCGAGAUAAUGCGGAGACUAGGCGUUAAGAAA